CUCUUUAAUUCUCUUGUCGCCGUAUUCUUCAUCGCAUUCGCAUCCAAUAAAGGCGAUACUUUUCGUACUGCCAGCCACUCAAAGCCCGCAGCUUUACCGAAACUCUGAUAUUUCGGCGUCUCGGCCGAUAAAAUGGCCGAUUACACGCCGUUACUAAACGGAGUAGACCAUCCGGCGACCAUCUGCGCGAAACCUCCACGUAUCGCCUCUCUCGAUGUCUUUCGCGGCCUAUGCGUCUUCCUGAUGAUGCUAGUUGAUUAUGGCGGCUCAAUUUUUCCGAUAAUCGCUCACUCUCCGUGGAACGGUCUCCAUUUGGCAGACUUUGUUAUGCCUUUCUUUCUAUUCAUUGCUGGAGUUUCUCUUGCUCUUGUCUACAAGAAGGUGACAAACAGAGCAGAAGCUACAUGGAAAGCGGUGUUUAAGGCCCUAAAACUUUUUCUUCUAGGCGUUCUGCUUCAAGGUGGUUAUUUCCAUGGAGUAACUUCCUUGACUUUUGGAGUUGACAUUGAAAGAAUACGGUGGUUUGGAAUUCUACAGAGGAUAGCACUUGGAUAUAUUGUUGCGGCUUUAUGUGAAAUCUGGCUAUCACGUCAGACAUGGGAUGAAGUGGGAUUUUUCAAGAGUUAUUACUGGCACUGGUGCGUCAUCUUUUCAUUAUCAGCCAUAUACGCAGGGUUACUGUAUGGUUUGUAUGUACCAGAUUGGGAAUUCAAAGCAUUGACACCAACUUCUAUGCGUCCCUCUAGUGAUAGUUUUGUUUAUUUGGUGAAAUGUUCUGUGAGAGGAGAUCUUGGACCUGCCUGUAAUUCUGCUGGCAUGAUUGAUCGUUUUAUUCUGGGUGUUGAUCAUCUAUAUUUGAAACCUGUUUACAGGAACCUGAAGGAAUGCAACUUGUCUGCUGAUGGUGAGGUUCCAGAGAGUUCACCUUCAUGGUGUCAUGCUCCUUUUGAUCCAGAAGGUAUUUUAAGCUCCCUAACAGCUGCAGUGACCUGCAUAAUUGGACUUCAAUAUGGUCACAUUCUUGCACACAUAGAGGACCACAAAGGGCGCCUAAAUGCUUGGUCCUUGUUUUCAGUUUCAAUCUUUGUUCUUGGUUCAUUCCUUGCCUUCAUAGGCAUUCCUGUAAAUAAAUCUCUGUACACAAUCAGUUAUAUGCUAAUUACUUCAGCUUCUGCGGGAAUCACAUUUUGCGCUCUGUAUCUACUGAUCGAUGUUUACGGGUACAGGUGCAUUACAUCUGUGUUGGAGUGGAUGGGAAUACAUUCUUUGAGUAUUUUUGUUCUCGUAACUUCCAACCUAGCUAUUAUUGCAAUACAAGGAUUGUACUGGUCUGAUCCUGAAAAUAACAUUGUAAUGAGUGAAGAGGGACAAGCCCACCACCAUGGGAAGGACUAUGUGGACCCACCACCAGCUCCUCUCAUCGACAGCGAUGAGCUCAAGCGGUGGUCCUUCUACAGAGCCCUCAUAGCCGAGUUCAUAGCCACCCUGCUCUUCCUCUACAUCACCGUAUCCACUGUCAUAGGCAACAAGGUCCAGAGCGGGCCUUGCGAUGGCGUUGGCCUUCUGGGUAUUGCAUGGGCCUUCGGUGGCAUGAUCUUCGUCCUCGUCUACUGCACCGCCGGCAUCUCUGGUGGUCACAUUAACCCAGCUGUGACUUUCGGGCUUUUCUUGGCUCGCAAGGUCUCGUUGAUCAGAGCUGUGGCUUACAUCGUGGCCCAGAGCUUAGGAGCCAUUGUUGGUGUUGGGCUGGUCAAGGCCUUCCAGAAACACAACUACAACUCACAGGGUGGUGGAGCCAACACGGUGGCUCCUGGCUACAGCAAGGGCACAGCUUUGGGUGCUGAGAUUAUUGGCACCUUUGUUCUCGUCUACACAGUUUUCUCAGCCACUGACCCCAAGAGGAGUGCACGUGACUCCCACGUGCCUGUUUUGGCUCCACUGCCUAUUGGGUUUGCUGUGUUCAUUGUGCACUUGGCUACAAUCCCCAUCACUGGUACUGGAAUCAACCCAGCAAGGAGCUUUGGUCCUGCUGUGAUUUUCAACAACGAAAAAGCCUGGGAUGACCAGUGGAUCUUCUGGGUUGGGCCAUUUGUUGGAGCUCUGGCUGCAGCUGCAUACCACCAGUACAUUCUCAGAGCAGCAGCUAUCAAGGCUUUGGGAUCAUUCAGAAGCAACCCAACCAAUUGAUUCAAAAGAGAGGGAGAUGAAAAAGGAAGAAAAGAGUGUCAAGUUCUGAUAUUUUGUUCUAUUUGUUGAUGAUUGUGUAUGAGAAGAUCUUGAUGUUGAUGAUCAUCUUAUAUCUUUCUUGUUUCUUUAUUAUCUUUUAAUUUCUUAUUGUUAGCUGUGGAUGAUGUGCAUUGAGUAGUGAGAUAAUGUUUUGCUCCC
Prunus persica (peach) is the source of this 2385-nucleotide messenger RNA. RefSeq lists its product as uncharacterized. The transcript is spliced from 16 exons. NCBI's taxonomy places the organism in Eukaryota, Viridiplantae, Streptophyta, Magnoliopsida, Rosales, Rosaceae. The record is from RefSeq and is a predicted model, not a curated record. Gene Ontology annotation, molecular function: channel activity. Gene Ontology annotation, cellular component: membrane. The coding region runs from base 133 to 2187 and encodes 684 amino acids. Gene Ontology annotation, biological process: transmembrane transport.